Calypte anna (Anna's hummingbird) is the source of this 1193-nucleotide messenger RNA. It is a transcript of the gene MRPL1, whose product is annotated as mitochondrial ribosomal protein L1. The coding region runs from base 50 to 1045 and encodes 331 amino acids. The transcript is spliced from 9 exons. The record is from RefSeq and is a predicted model, not a curated record. NCBI's taxonomy places the organism in Eukaryota, Metazoa, Chordata, Aves, Apodiformes, Trochilidae.
CUGGGGUUUGGGGAGCGCUUUGCGCGCCGCACCCCGGCGGCUCCGCAAGAUGGCGGCGCCCGUUGGCCGCUGCCUGUGGAGAGUUCUGGCCCCACGUCGCGGCGGGGUCUACCCCGGGCUCGACCAGCGCCUCGCCGCCGUCCCUGCCUUGGUGCUCUCCCGGCCCUACGCAGCGGCUGCCAAAACUGCAAAAAAGAGUUUCAAAAAGGCCAAGCAGGGAGAAACAAAGAAGAAAGGCACUGGUAGGAGGCCCCUGCUGAGCAAGCCAGUGGAUGAUGUGUACCUGACCUGGCUGUACAAACGCCCCUCCUACGGCCUGGAGCAGGCUGUGGCCAUGCUGAAGAAAUUCCAGGAGCUGGACUUCACCCACCCCAGGCAGCAUGUCUACAUCAAUGUCUUCCUAGAUAUGGCUCUAGAGAAAAAGAAAAAAGUGGAUCCAUUUUCAGGUGUUGUUCUCCUUCCACACCGCUACACGGAGGAAACAAACAAGGUCUUGGUUUUCACAGAGAAUGAACAAGAAGCUGAAAUAGCUCGGGAGAAUGGAGCUGCUAUUGUGGGAGGAGUUGAAUUAGUCAAAUGGAUUUUGGAAGAUGAGAUCCAAGCAGACUUCUAUGUAGCUGUCCCUGCAAUAAUCCCUAAGCUGAUACCACUGAGGAACAAACUGAAACGAAAAUACCCAAACACAAAAAGAAAUUCCCUGGGCACUGAUAUUCCCAAAAUGCUGCAGCUCUUCAGAGAUGGUCUUGAGUAUACUGUGCAAGAUGAGAACGUCAUCAAGACAAGAAUAGCCAGACUGGAUAUGCCUACAGAGCAGAUAAUUGCCAAUCUGAAAGCAGUUGUCCAUGAUAUCUGCACAUACAAGCCAUCAAAUUACAGUCCCCUGGUGCAGCAGUUGGUUAUUAGAUCUUCAACCAGUGAGGGUUUGCUACUGAACCUGGAUGGGCUUCUGCCUCAGGUGGAGAAAGCAGAGGAAAUAAAAGAUGCAGAUGAGGAUGAUGAAGAAGAUGAUGAAAAAAAACUUACCCAAGAAUCUGUUAGUACCUGACUGUGUAUUUCAAAUCCUACUUUAUCAAGAGAAAAAAUAAAUCUAACUUGUGAGUUUCAUUUGUAAAUCCUGCAGAACAGGGAAUGUCACAAAGAGGAGACCAUUAGCAAAACAGAAGAUGUUUUUAAAUUCCUUUUCUGGUACCUGA